This is a messenger RNA of Cucumis melo (muskmelon), 745 nucleotides long. RefSeq lists its product as uncharacterized. Bases 32 to 562 code for a protein of 176 amino acids. NCBI's taxonomy places the organism in Eukaryota, Viridiplantae, Streptophyta, Magnoliopsida, Cucurbitales, Cucurbitaceae. The record is from RefSeq and is a predicted model, not a curated record. Gene Ontology annotation, biological process: xylem development. The transcript is spliced from 3 exons.
UUCAUUUUUGUGUUUUCUUUUGUUCAUAUCAAUGGAAAACUCAGCCAACUCCAGAAUCUGCAGCCACGGCGAGGAGGAUCGGUGUGAAGCGACGUUUCACGAGGACCCUAGUUGGAGUACUUCUUCCUCCAUGGACGAUCUUCUCAUGUUCGAUGUUCGUAGUACGAUUCAUUCUUCUUCUUAUGAGUUUUUUCAAACCCGCCUUUGUUGUUCCUCCGCCGUGGAUGGUGGAGCUCAGGCUUCUGCUUCCUCCUUCCGACUGAAACGGAGGAAGAUGGCAGCCGAUGAUGAUCUCGAAGAUACUGCCACUUCUCCUCCUCAUCCUUCCAUUGUUUCCAAGAUGGAUGAGCCUAGUUCUAAGCAACAGAAGAAGCAGAGGGCAACGAUCAAUCAAACAAAGCACAAGGGAAAAGGAAGUGAAGACUAUGGGGAGGUUGAAGAUAGAAUAAUUCAAGUGGGUGUUGUGGGGAGGGAUAAUAAUAAGAAUUAUUGUAGCACAGGACUUAAGAACAUUGGUCUUUGUUUAGUUCCUGUAUCCAUGGCUCUCAAUUAUUUUGCUUAGGGUUCUCUCCCUUCUUCAAUUUCUUCUAUACACAAUGUUUUAUAUACAUACAUAUACAUAUAUUCAAUUAGGUUGACACGUUGGUAACAUUUUCAAUCAUUUCCCACACUGUAUUUUGUAUAAUAUCCAUGUCAACUUUUUUGUUAGGUUUUCUCCCUUGAUAAAUGCAUAUAUAUAGUACAC